Lachancea sp. 'fantastica' is the source of this 531-nucleotide messenger RNA. NCBI's taxonomy places the organism in Eukaryota, Fungi, Ascomycota, Saccharomycetes, Saccharomycetales, Saccharomycetaceae. The record is from the annotation of a GenBank genome assembly.
AUGGACAAGGAGGCAGAAAGACAAGAACUUCACAACCAGUUUGUGGCGGAGCUGCGAGAACAGGAUCGAUGGCUACCAAUCAACAAUGUGGGACGACUAAUGAAAAACACACUGCCAGUUUCUGCUAAGGUUUCAAAAGACGCCAAAGAAUGCAUGCAAGAGUGUGUGUCAGAGUUCAUUUCCUUCGUUACAAGCGAAGCUAAUGAUAGAUGCACGCAGGACAAGCGUAAGACCAUUAAUGGCGAAGACGUACUGACGUCGUUGAAUGCCCUGGGAUUCGAAAACUACGCAGAGGUUCUCAAGAUCUACCUCGCAAAAUACCGACAGCAACAAGCUUUGAAAAACCAAAUGACAUAUCUGAGACGGGACGGUGUGUCAGACGAGGAAUCGCCUUCUGCUGGAGCAGCAAACGGCGACACAGCAUCGAUGCAGGAGGAAGCUCAAAGGGAAGAAUUCGAUGCACAAGAUAACGCAAAAACGGGUGGGAAGGACAACGAAUACAUUGAAGCUGAUGCUCAACUGUAUAUGUGA